Molecule: messenger RNA, 2019 nt
Organism: Phyllopteryx taeniolatus (common seadragon)
Lineage: Eukaryota; Metazoa; Chordata; Actinopteri; Syngnathiformes; Syngnathidae
Gene: parlb
Product: presenilin associated, rhomboid-like b
Exons: 8
Coding region: 71-1369 (432 amino acids)
Cellular component (GO): membrane
Molecular function (GO): serine-type endopeptidase activity
Source: RefSeq, a predicted model, not a curated record
UGUAGUUAUUCAGCCAACCGCGCUCGACAAGGCUUCGCUUCCUGACCCGGAAGUGAACACUCACUCCAACAUGGCGAUGUGGAGGAGCAAUUUCGUUCUGCUGUGCCGGACUGGCGAGGACGUUCUCCGGAGCGUGAGGGGAAGCAGCAGGUGGACUCCCAGCUUCGAGCAGCGUUCCGGCUUCCGGAAAGUCGGCAGGAAGCCGGAAAGCAAAAAAGGGGAGGAUGAACUUGGACACUUGAACUCGUCAGAGGCGGCGUCCCACCGGCGGACGUACAGCCCUCACUGGGAAUCGCCGCCGCCUCCGUCGUCCGGCACGCCGCGCGCCUUCGGGCGCCUGGUGCGCCCGCUGCUCUUCACCGUGGGGUUUACAGGCUGCUCCUUCGGCUCGGCGGCCAUCUGGCAGUACGAGUCGCUCAAGGUGCGCGUGCAGAACUACUUCGACGAGCUGCGAGCCGAUUGGCUGGAGAGGGUGCGGCCGCAGAAGCGAGGGGACGUCCGCAAGGAGGUCAACCAGUGGUGGAACAGUUUGAGUGAGGGACAGAGGACGGUCACAGCCAUCGUGGCGGCGAACGUGCUGGUUUUCUGCUGCUGGCGACUCCCGUGGCUGCAGCGCUCCAUGUUCAAGUACUUCACCGCAGACCCCGCCUCCAGUCAGACAAGCUCGUCGUCGUUGGCACUUGAGGAGACCCGUCGAGUGCGUAUUUGCGUUCUUCAUGUGUUGUGCGUGUUUGCCUCCAGAGACGCUGUGCUGGCCCAUGCUGCUGUCCACUUUCAGCCACGUGUCCUUCUUCCACAUGGCCGCCAACAUGUACGUCCUGUGGAGCUUCUCCAGCAGCGCCGUCUCCAUGCUGGGGAGGGAACAGUUCGUGGCCGUCUACUUGUCGGCCGGCGUGAUUUCCACCUUCUUCAGCUACGUGAGCAAAAUGGCCAGCGGGCGGUUCGGUCCGUCUCUGGGCGCGUCGGGCGCCAUCAUGACGAUCCUGGCCGCAGUUUGCACCAAAAUGCCCGAAGCCAAACUGGCCGUCGUCUUCCUCCCGAUGUUCACGUUCAGCGCCGCCAACGUACGACCGUCCGUUCGCGCUUCUGCCGUCCUUCCGCUCGUCCGCCUGUCCGUCCACUGGUCCGUCUCGUUGUCUCUGCGCAGGCGCUGAAGGCCAUCGUCGCCAUGGAUACGGCAGGUUUGGUGCUGGGUUGGAGGUUUUUCGACCAUGCGGCGCACCUGGGAGGCGCCUUGUUUGGCAUUUGGUACAUCCUCUACGGCCACGAGCGCAUUUGGAUGAACCGCGAGCCUUUUGUCAAGUUUUGGCACGAGCUGCGGACCGGUCGCGGCGGCGGAAACGGAGGUGAGCGAGGAGGCUCCGUGUAGGACGCUCGAACGCCGCGCCCGACGUGAUCGAUACUCGUUGGGAACUUGGGGAAACAGUCGCCGCUGUACAGACCAGACCAGACCAGACCGGCCAGCCACUUGGUGUAUGAAGAUGUCACAGCUGAUUUCAUACUUUGUCACUGAAGUCUUGAAAAUGAUGUUUUAUAAGGCGAUUAGUACAAUCUCAUCUCUUUAUUCCUGUCCGGAUUGUCUAGGCAAAAAAGACAAAGGUCUUUGUUUCGUCUGUUUUUUGGACUCCCCUUACGUAGGAAUCGGAAACAAAAGAUUCGAUCUUGACCGCAAAUGUUCUUUGUCUUUGGAAAUCUCUUUACUUCUGUCCCCCCGAUCGUCUUGCCAAAGCGCUAGCCGAGGCAAUCUCGCUUCGUCCGCAGAACCAAAACACGCGAUUACGCUCAUGGAUCUUCGUUGUUGUGGGAUUUUUAGAUCAUGUAAUUGAAACAAAAUACUAGUAAAUGAGGAUGGGAUGGGGAAAAAAAGUUUAGUUUAGCUUUUUGCUCGAAAAGGUCGCUAAUUCUGGAAGUGACAAAUGGCACUUUGGCAAGACGCCCGCUCACCCGCAGUCAUUUGGCCUGCUGCUUUAUGUUGUUUAGGGAUUUUUUGCGACACCAAUAAAGACACAUUUGAAAGCG